AUGUCGUAUGAUUUUACUGGUGGUAGUUUACGUUUAAAAGGUGUCUCAUCAAUUGGUAAAAUAUCUAAAAGAAAGAAAAAGAAGGAUUUAACAAAAAUCGAUCAUAUAGCAAGUAAAAGUGAACAGCAACAUUUACAAGAAACAGGCGCAUCAACAUCAUCUUCAACAAAUACAGUUCGAAAAGAGUAUCGUACACAAGCAGAAAUUGCCUAUCAAGAAACAAUGGCUAAACGUUUAGAAGAAAAAAUUUUAGAAAAAGCUAGUAAAAGUCAUAAACAACAAGUGGAAGAACUUAAUUCAUACUUGGAUAAAUUAACAGAAUACAAUGAUAUACCUAAAGGUUCAAUUGAUCAAAAAUCGUCAGCAAUUGAUCUUAUACUAACAAAUAUUACAUAUGCAUGGAUUGGAUCAAUAAAACGAGAUUAUGUUCAGCAGUUAAUGAAUGGAUGUGAUGAUUUUUAUUUACACACAAAAAAUGCCUUCAACAACGAUUUAACAACAUCGAAUUACGUUUAUACUUGUAAAAAACAAGUAAAAAACAAGCAAAACAUGUUAACAUUUACGUGGAAAGAACAUGUGGGUGAUAAUACAUAUAUUAUUAUUGGACAUAUGGACCUAGUACAAAGUGCAGAGCCAUCAAUUAUUCUAUGUGAAAUGAUGGAUUAUAAUAUUCAAAUGGCAAAUUAUUUACGAAAAGAAAAUGAAAAAAAAUUAAAAGAAAUUGAUCUUAUUAAAGCCGAAAAACUAAAUGCAUUAGAUCGUUUAAGUGAAUUAGUCAAUAUUAAGAAAGAUACGGAAAAUGAAUUAUUUAGAAAAGUAUGUAUAUAG
Molecule: messenger RNA, 828 nt
Organism: Didymodactylos carnosus
Lineage: Eukaryota; Metazoa; Rotifera; Eurotatoria; Philodinida; Philodinidae
Source: the annotation of a GenBank genome assembly